Colossoma macropomum (tambaqui) is the source of this 1174-nucleotide messenger RNA. It is a transcript of the gene tcima, whose product is annotated as transcriptional and immune response regulator a. Gene Ontology annotation, molecular function: Notch binding. The record is from RefSeq and is a predicted model, not a curated record. The transcript has a single exon. Gene Ontology annotation, cellular component: cytosol; nucleus. Lineage: Eukaryota; Metazoa; Chordata; Actinopteri; Characiformes; Serrasalmidae. Gene Ontology annotation, biological process: endothelial cell activation involved in immune response; negative regulation of Notch signaling pathway. Bases 123 to 431 code for a protein of 102 amino acids.
AACCGGUAAACCAUCUUAGAACAGAAAAAAGAGCGAGAGAGUGAAGAGGCGCAAGCGACAAACAAACACAGCAAACGAGAAACACGAAGGCUCGCGAGAGAAAGACCAAGAAGACAAAGACAAUGUCGACGUACUUGAGCUCCGAGAGUCGCCGCGUGAGCCCCCGCGUGCACGGCAGCGGCUUCGACACGGCGCGGAGAAAGCGCGCGUCCCCGCACAUCUUCGAGCACGUGCGAGAGGACGCGCUCGUGCGGCUCUUUCGCAAGGCGGGCGACGCCAAGGCAGAGGAGCGCGCGAGGAGCGUGUUCGCCGCGGCGGCGUCGCACGAACCCGGAGAGACGGCGCGCGCGCUCAUGGCUCUGCGGCAGCGCAAGAAGGACAAGCUGCUGCGCAUCGCCGGCGCCGUGCGCCGCUUCCUCGGCGUGCGCUGAACGAGCCUGGAGGAGGAGAAACGACUUGAAAAGUCUUUAAAACACGUACUUUGAACAGAAACACGGCCCGGCUGUGUGCACGCGCACUGAGCGAGCGGAGACCGUUACGGCUAACAGACCGCGGAGGACUGAAGGACUGAAAAGGGGGUGAAAACUUAGCCGCGAGGGUCAGAAACGGACAGCGAAACGCUGGAGCAGAACCAAGGAACCCGCGGUGACCCCCCCACCGGGACUUUUACCGAAGGAGAAACGGGAGAAACGAGAGACUUGAGCUAGCCCGAGCUAACGAAGCCAGUGCGGUUACCUCAGGUACCGCGGUUACCAGGGCGACGCGUCUCUCCUCUCGCACGCGGGAGAUGAAGACUCCUGUGUGGAACGCUGCACCUUUCCCGCGCUUUCUGGAGCCAAUCAGACUGCGAAAAAGGCGCUUACGUGAACUUUUUUUUUUUGUUGUUAAUUUUUCUUUUUUUGCAUUUUAUAAUUUUUUUUAUACAUGUAAAUGCACGUUUAAGUGCAUGAUGUGCCUCGUGACGACGAGAAGAUGAAGGGAAAAAAAAACGCCUGUAUGAUCACGCCUCAUAUUUAUAUUUACAAAAAAAGCCUGUUAAUAUUGUCUCACCUUUUGCCUCAGUUUCAGUUUUCCUGUGUUAUACCACAAUAUCAAGUGGCCACUAAUUUAUUUGUACUUUUUUUUUUCCCUCCUCACAAUUUUGUCAGUUCUCACAAUAAAUUAUUAACAUCUA